AACCUAAAAAAUUUAGCUGAAAUCCUGUGUUCUCUGUUCUGAAAGAUAGAUAGCCUGUGUGCUUUCUGCUUUGUGGCAAAUCUAUUUUGCGCGAUAAUCUAUUAUUUCUGUGAAUAUGUAAAAAUAAUUAUAAUAAGAAGAAGCCCAGAGGGACAACAACACCAAAAAAAUGAAGUUGAAAGUGCUUAUUUUUAAAGCAAAUCCAGGAGAUACUGAAAGAAGUAACAAGGAUAUUUAUCAGCAAAAACUUGAGGAUCUUGGUUUUGAAUCUGAAAUUAUAAAUGUCAUUCAGUUUAAUUACAAAAAUCUAGAUGUUCUGAAAUCGAAAUUCAUUCAACCAAACAAAUAUUCUGCAAUAGUUUUCUCAAGUCCGAGAUGUGUGAAAGCAGUAGCAAACGCAGCCGCCGAUCUGCCAGAGGCCGACCAAUGGGAGAGCGUGCCUUGUUUUGCAGUAGGUGAAGCCACCGCUCGAUUGGUCAAAGAAAUGCUGGCUUGGAACGCACUGGGAGCCGAGACUGGUUCUGCUGAAGUUCUGGCUCCGUUAAUACUCAAAAGCGACUUGAGCAAGCCAGUCCUGAUGCCAGUUGGAAAUUUGAGUCGUGAAACCAUUUGCAAUGCGUUGCAAAGCAAUGGUGUAGUGGUCGAUGCUGUACAGGUCUAUGAGACGGCUCCUCAUUCCGACCUGAGAGGUUCUAUUGAAAGCCUGGCACUGUGUGAUUACAAUGCUAUGGCUUUCUUCAGUCCUUCCGGCGUUAAUUCAUCAGUGCCUAUUCUACGUGAUCUACGCGUGGAUCUGGAUAGAAUAAAGUUUGUGGCAAUUGGACCUACCACUGAGAGAGCAUUGUUGGACCAUGGUUUAAGUGUGAGUGCAACAGCUUCCAAACCAACUCCAGAGGCAUUGGCUCAAGCUGUCUCUUCUGUUUUCGCUGACUAGUCAUUUUUAUCUUAGGCAAAAUGAGUUGAGCGAUUGAAGAUGGUGCAUUGAGAUGGUCCUAGGGAAAUCAAUAAUACUUUGAUACAUUAAACUUCGCAAAGCUGCCUGCAUCAAACUUGACAAUGCUCCUCCGAUUAGUAACUUCACUCCAAAAGGUGUCACAACUAAAAAUGCAGCGCAUUCAUCAUAAUCGUGGAAUCAGCAUCCAAGUAUUGUCACGUUCCGAAGAUGACUUGUCCUAAGCCCAAUACACCACUGUUAUUAUAUUAUCAGAGUGACUGAAAAUUGGGACAGAGGUCAACAGUCAACAUGGCUUGGAUUCAACUGAUGGCAUCAUUUGAUCAACUCUUCUGCAAUCAAAUUUUCAAUUACACUAUUUCUGCGAAAAGACUGAAUUAUCUGGUAGCAAGGUGCAUAGAUAUGGAGGUACAUUGAAAUUUAACUUCUCUCUUUUGAUUAUUAAUUUAUUAUUCUUGAUAGUACUGGACCUGCAAAAUAGAAAAUCAGCUGAGACCGCACGCUGAAAGUGCGUUUUACUUUAUGCGACCUCGGCCAAUGACCGAGAAAGAAAACCUUUGGGUUUUAAGGGAGUGUUCACGCGUUGUCAGGUUUCAAAUCUGUGAACACUCUGAUAAGAAUCAAUUCUUUUUCUCGGUUAUCGGCGAAACGAAAACGUGCGAAUAUGGAGGGCAUAAAAAUUCUAUUCUGAUUCCUUUGUACAGGAUUUUCAGAUUUUAGAUGAUCAGGAUCCAAGUUUAUUUUUAGUAGUAUUCUACCAAUUCUUAUUUAUCUCUUGCACUCGUCAAUCCCUAUUAUUUUAUCUUAAGCUGGGUUUAAACCAAAAAUCAACUACCAUAUUUAUAAA
Nilaparvata lugens (brown planthopper) is the source of this 1799-nucleotide messenger RNA. RefSeq names its product uroporphyrinogen-III synthase. Lineage: Eukaryota; Metazoa; Arthropoda; Insecta; Hemiptera; Delphacidae. Bases 170 to 934 code for a protein of 254 amino acids. Gene Ontology annotation, cellular component: neuronal cell body; membrane; axon. Gene Ontology annotation, biological process: uroporphyrinogen III biosynthetic process; sensory perception of taste. Gene Ontology annotation, molecular function: uroporphyrinogen-III synthase activity. The record is from RefSeq and is a predicted model, not a curated record. The transcript is spliced from 6 exons.